Messenger RNA from Drosophila ficusphila, 410 nucleotides. RefSeq names its product MICOS complex subunit MIC10. NCBI's taxonomy places the organism in Eukaryota, Metazoa, Arthropoda, Insecta, Diptera, Drosophilidae. Gene Ontology annotation, cellular component: MICOS complex; mitochondrion; mitochondrial inner membrane. The transcript has a single exon. The coding region runs from base 94 to 339 and encodes 81 amino acids. The record is from RefSeq and is a predicted model, not a curated record.
UCAUCUGCCCUUCAUUUGGAUCAAAUGUCACACUCCCACACACAAAAAAUACAAAUAACUUUCGAAAUUUUUUAAAAUACCCUUCCCACCAAAAUGUCUCAUGAAACACAUAGUACCGAUAAAGAAGUCGAAAAGCAGGCUCCAGUUCUGGCAGCAGAGGACAUUAUCAUGGACAAAUGCUUGGCUGACUUUUGCCUGAAGGGUGGAAGUGGCCUGGUAAUCGGCGGCGUUUUCACCUUGUUUUUCACGCGACCACAAACGUAUCCGAUUUGGCUGGGACUGGGCUUCGGUAUGGGCAUGGCCUACGAUUGUUGCCAGGCCCGUUGGAACCAACAGUGAUUCGAGCUUCAACAAACAAAUUAUUUAUAAAAGUAUCACGAUCCUCGAAUCCAUAAAUCGAUUGUAUUCUA